CGCUCGCUUCGUCGUCGCGGAUGGUGAACGUGUUCUCAGUGCGUUAGGGGUGUGCGUCGCGACGCUCUCAAAUCGUGUGGUGAAAUUUCGCGCGCGCUCGACGCCGCGGUCGGUUUGUUUUUGUUGACAGAAUCACGUGCGUGCGUGCUCGGUUGUGGCCUUUCACCUCUGGGUAUUUUUUUUGGAUUUGAUGGUGAUACGUGAUAUUGCUCGUUUGGGGAAGUAAAUCCGGUGCAGGUGAAAUUUCGCAACAAAAUUAAACCGAAUCGUGACUGCACUCUCCGGCGUAAACAAGAGGAGAAGAAACGGUUGCGCGUGACGGAAUGGUGCAAAGAAGAAAUUAAAAGAAUAACGUAGAGGAAAACGAAAGAGUGAAGAUCGAACGAGGUGGUGAGGUGCGAUCGAGGCAGAAGGAGGAAAAGAGAGUAUACGAUCGAGCAAAGGAAGAGGAAACAAACAAGGUGAAGAAAACGAAGGGAAUUUACUCACAAAGGUAGCCCCGCACGUCAACAAAGAACUAAACCAGAGACCGGAAUUCUAACGGUGGUGGUCGGCGGCUGCCGCGGUAAAAGUGGUGGCCACGGUCUGCCUUGAGGCGCGUAUCUCCGGUUGGCGGGCGCGACUUUCCGUAUUCGGAGAGUCAGUGUAUGUGGCUGGAAUUUACGCGCGAAGAAAACAAGAAAAUAAAAAAAGGUGAAGAAGAGCAAUAGUCGUUCAUGAUGUGGUGUAGUUGCAGGUAGGAAGAAGUGAUCAACAAGUGCUUUAUGGUGUAGAGAGAGAGUAAAUUCUGAAGCUGUCGUAGCCUUCACCGGACAGGUGUAACCGUAUACGAAGAAGUGUCUGGUUAAUGAGAGUGGGUUGAAGAAGAAGUGGUUGAAAACGUGCCAAGUGAGGGACAACGCGCGCGGUCAAGUAUCUGUGUGAAAGUCAGUCAAAGUCCGAAGGCGCGCGAUGAAAGAGAAAAGAUUGCACUUGUCGUCGCGUCCAAAAAUGCCGUGCAGCGUCCCAGUUUUGGCCGGCAUUCUGCUGGUGACGAUGAUGGUCAGUGCCGGCGUCGGGGCCGCCCAACGGCAGCCGGUCUACAUCAACAAGUGCUGCCGGGUUGGCGAGUACUACGACGACUCGCAGCAGCUGUGCGUGGUCGGCGGCAUCAAAAAGUGGGUCCCCAAGGUGUUCCUCCCCGCCAAAAACCAGAUCUACACCGACGUCGGUAACGCACCGGUCCACAUGAAGUUUCUGGAGAACAAACGCCCGGAAAACUGCAAAGUAACCGCGUACACCACCGACCAAAUCCUCCUCAUGGGCAACGGUUCCCUCUUCCUGAGUCAAAAACACUCCCUAGUCUCAUCCCCCGAGUACUGCGUCGACGAAAAGGUCGCCCUGGUCUGCGCCCGGGACAACGGAAUGGAUUCCCUCCAAGCCCCAGAGAAAACCACCUCCGUCUGGCGCUGUUGCGGCCCCAACUUCGCCUACGACAAGGAGAACCAAACCUGCGUCAAACUCAACCAAUCCCACGUCAAUUACGGCGCACGGAUCGUCCAGUCGGCUCACGUGGACCUGAGCUUCCGCUUCCCCGAUUGUCGGGAGCAUGCCAUCGCCGGAAUCUUCAAUCCGGAUAACCUUCACGAGGACACCGGCUCGGUGUCGAUCGACUCGGGCAAGAUCUUUGCGUCGCACGAGUACUGUCUGGAGCAGGGCCUCGACGGGAAGACGGUGUACGUGUUUUCCUGCGUUGAGCAUCUGCAGCCGGACUCGGUGCUGGUGGAGAAUAAGGACCUCCGCUUCGCGCUCUACUCCGCCGGGCUGCUCAUCUCGGUGAUCUUCCUGGCGGCCACCCUGGCCACCGGUUACCUGGUGACCUCGCAGCACCACGUGCUGCACUGGCGCUGCCAGACGCACUACGUGGCCUGUCUCCUGAUCGGGGACCUGUUCCUGGCCAUCGUUCAGCUGUCCGGAAACUCGAUCACAGGGCCGGCCUGCACCAUGAUAGCAAUCACCAUGCACUUCUUCUUCCUGGCUGCGUUCUUCUGGUUGAACACAAUGUGCUUCAACAUCUGGUGGACUUUCCGUGAUUUACGCCCGACGUCGCUGGAGAAAAGCCAGGAGAUUUGUCGUCUGCGGAUCUACGAGGUGUACGCCUGGGGCGUCCCGUUCGUCAUUGCCGGCGUCGCGGCCAUUCUGGACAACCUGCCGGACACCGUCUAUCUGAGGCCCCGGUUUGGCGAGCGGACGUGCUGGUUUUAUGGUGAUAUGGAGAUAUUGACCUACUUCUUCGGCCCGGUGGGCAUUCUGCUGUGCAUCAACCUGCUGCUGUUUGCGUCGACCGCCCGCCAGCUGACCUGUGGCCUCUGGAAGCGAGACGACGUCAAGUCCACCACGGAACGCCGCGGUCUGGUUUCUUCUCCCUCUUACAGUGCUGCCCUCGGACGCGUCUGCAUGAAGCUGGUCGUGGUGAUGGGCGUCACGUGGGUCGCCGACGUGGCCUCCUGGGUGUUCGGCGGUCCCGAUUACAUCUGGCUCGUCACCGAUCUGAUCAACGCCCUGCAGGGGGUGUUCAUCUUCAUCGUCGUCGGCUGCCAGCCGCAGGUCUGGUCCGCGAUAAAGCGCCUCUGGAACUCCAAGACGGGCCGCUCGUUCACCAACACGACCCACGGCCCGCAGCACUCGAGCUCGAGCCACGGCCUGCCCUCGAUGGGCGAGUCCAUUACGAACAACACCUGCACGAACACGGCCACCACCACGACGACCAACUCGGCCGCGAAUGCCACCGCCAACGGAGGAACAAACAGGGUUCCCAUGGAAACGGUCUGUUAGACGGCGGCGGCUACUGCGAUGAUGACAGGUUAGAACUUCGUUUUUUUGGGGGCGAGCUGCAUACUGGGCUGCACUAGAUUCAAAGUUGGGAUCUAGUAGGCCACAACAAACUUGACUGCUGGCUGAGCAGGGCUUCGAAAUUUUGAAAACAAAAAAAAACGUUUUUCUUUUGGAGAAAUUUAAUCAAGCAUUUACAGCAAUACUGCCAACAAGUAUACCUAGAAUUAAGAGGGCAACAGUUUCGACAAAUAAGAGUUGAAUUUUUGGCGGAGCUGGAAGCGAAAUGUAGAGACGACUAAUUUUAUGUAAAUAUUUGUUUCAGUGUACAUGUUAAUCCGCGCUUUUCUCUGUAUAUUUUUGAUACCGCCCCCCGCUUGGACUGCCCUUUCUUGACACGACCUCUGGGCAAGAAAGGGGUCAGUUACCUUAGCUUUUGUUCUCGUUUAUUGUUUUACUUUCUGGAUAAGAUGUUGAGCUUUAAUUAGUAAGGUAAACUUGUCACCCCUCACCUCGUAAAAAUGCAUUCUUUGCCACAUUUGACUUUGCUUACUAAUUGCAAGAGAAUUGUAUUUCCUUUAAAAUACUUACUUUUAAAAGCGGUAUUUUGACACCAAACUGUCGUAUUAUUUCUCCCAUCUGUAAAUAUUGUAAUAUUUAUUAUCACUUAAUUUAGAGAAUAGUCCGCGCAAACCGCAAAACAAAAAAUGACUGAGAAAAAUCAACACACAAUAUUUAACAUUGGAAGUCAACAAAUCAUAUAGGACAAGUAAAAAGUCGUUGUUUACUGCAGUUUUUCUGUAACAUUUUUGACGCGUUUGUAGCCCGUAGUGCAAAACGAAAUAAAGUAAACCCCCUUUUUGAGACGUGUUUUGAACUUUUAGUCGGCUUUUUUGAAUAGUGUAACACGAAAAGUCAAAUCCCACCGGAGAGACGUAAACAAUACAAAUAAAAUAAAUUACAAAAUCUUCGCUAAACUUGGUAGAUCUUCCACUUUUAACUGUAGAGACUACUACUAAAGAACUGUAAAACAAACACCACUCUAUCGAAGUCGCUAGUCGAAAUCACCCUAUCAGUAUCACUCUAACAAAGCGCAGCUAGGUAAAAUCAUUCAUUUCCCACUCUCACUCUCAUCAGUAGUUAACACAAUUUUCACAAACUUUUAACAACGGAAGAAAUCUGUAGCUUCUUGCUUCUAACGACAACUCCGCAAAACUUUGAAAUUAUUGACGAAAUUUUUGAAACGUAUUUAUUCAAUUAUAUCAAAAAUAAUAUUAACGAUAGAAAAAGAAGAAAAAGCACACAUUAGUGAGAUAAAUCGAUUUUAUAUAGCAUUAUACCGCCCGCGGACGCGAAACUAAUCAAUAGUAAACAAAAACAAAGUAAACAACAAUUAAACAGUAUUUGCCGUUUGUAGUCCGAAAAUGUUUUAUCCCACAAGUGUGUAACCUCCCCCCCCCCUUUUUCUCUCUACUCCAAAGCCGAAAAUGUAAUCGAUAAGCAAGCAAAACAAAAAUGGUAACACGCGCUAUGACUAACAAACUUGCACGCAAAAAUGCAUAAUAGAAGUAGAUAAAAAACAGACAGUCGAAAUAAUGCAAGCUGAAAAGUAUACAUCUAUUAAACAACUCUCUAGUUGGUAAGAGUGAUAAGUGUCGAAAGCAGGGCUGCUUGCAGCAGCAGCAGCGCGAUUUUUCUCUGAUAAUAAUUACUGUAAACAAAGCAAAACAAAACAAUACACAUAAGCUAAAUAGUCAAGUAAGCGAUAGACCAAAACAAGUUGCAAAAAAACGAGUCUUUGAAGAAAAAAAAACUGAAUUGUAGAAGGUGGAGAACAAUAACAAAACGAACCGAAAAACAGGACGUGAUUGGAAUAAAACAUCAAUUAUUGAAAAUUA
Molecule: messenger RNA, 4709 nt
Organism: Culex quinquefasciatus (southern house mosquito)
Lineage: Eukaryota; Metazoa; Arthropoda; Insecta; Diptera; Culicidae
Gene: mthl1
Product: probable G-protein coupled receptor Mth-like 1
Exons: 8
Coding region: 952-2814 (620 amino acids)
Biological process (GO): cell surface receptor signaling pathway; G protein-coupled receptor signaling pathway
Cellular component (GO): membrane
Molecular function (GO): G protein-coupled receptor activity
Source: RefSeq, a predicted model, not a curated record